This is a messenger RNA of Sphaerulina musiva SO2202, 931 nucleotides long. RefSeq lists its product as uncharacterized. The record is from RefSeq and is a predicted model, not a curated record. The coding region runs from base 547 to 819 and encodes 90 amino acids. Lineage: Eukaryota; Fungi; Ascomycota; Dothideomycetes; Mycosphaerellales; Mycosphaerellaceae. The transcript has a single exon.
GGGGGCCCAGCAGGGCGGCUCCAGCCACAGGACAGAUGCUUGGCAUUGAUGACAUAUACCUUAAGGUGUGGCAGGGGUCGAACAUCGCUUUCCGUCGCCGAUGGUCAUAGCGCAAUAUAUCUCAAAAUUAUCUUCCUGCAGCUGUCCCUCAGCAAGAGGUCUGGUACGGUCUUGAGCAAUUGUGGUGCCAUCAAAAGAAGUGUUAGUCGGGAGACGAUCUCAAUCGGACAGUUCGCUGGCGGGAUAUUCGGAAUUUUAGCUCGGGGCAUCAGCGGUACCUGCGGCCAUACCCCACAGACGUGGAAGAGGCAGCUUGUCAGCUCAGGGCACGGGUAUUUUGGACAUACGCCACAUGAUCUACGGAUCGUCCCUGCCGUGCUUGCAACGUCCCCUGAGCCUCUUCGCUGAUCGUCACCUGUGCACUGUGUCUCUGUCGCAAUCCAAGUAUUAGUAGGAGGCAGCUACAGUAGCCGGCGCUGAAUUACGAUCUCCCAUCUUCAUCGUGCGGAAAACUCGAGCAAUAGUGCCCAGAACGUUCAUGGGGGCAUGUUGAUACUCGGGGCGGAAGAUUGUUACUAUAAUUUGAUCAGGCCAGUCUGGAAGCGGCCGACCGACAGCGAGCUUGACGGCCACGUUUUUGUGCCUGCGGCACUUGCACACACGUGUGAGUGUGAGAUCCGAGCCUGCGACUUGGCUGCAGGCCUGCGUCCUGCGGGCAUGAACCAGGGCAGUGUGAAUAAGGCUCGUUGGACGCCGAGCGUAUGGGAUAACACGGUUCGCAGAUUUUCAAGGCUCCGCUCUGCGAAAGCAGAUGGCUAGGGAGGCGAACCAAUGCAUCUCAACCUGAGGCAAAGCAGCCCUGGAGGUGUGAGGCGAGCCCGGCGUCAUAAGCUACGCUGCAGGCACCCUGGGGUAGUCACGGACAGUCGAG